Molecule: messenger RNA, 1332 nt
Organism: Colletotrichum graminicola M1.001
Lineage: Eukaryota; Fungi; Ascomycota; Sordariomycetes; Glomerellales; Glomerellaceae
Product: acyl-CoA dehydrogenase domain-containing protein
Exons: 1
Coding region: 1-1332 (443 amino acids)
Molecular function (GO): acyl-CoA dehydrogenase activity; flavin adenine dinucleotide binding
Source: RefSeq, a predicted model, not a curated record
AUGUGUGCAUCGUUGACACGAAACCUCUGGCAUGUUAUGAGGCCCGCGUCAACCGUAUGCACGCGCCGGGCCCCGCCAACAUCCAGACCCAAAGUUGCGGCCUUCUCGACGUCACCGGCUCAAAGCAUCAUGGAGACAACCGGCUUCACAGAAAACCAACUCACUGUCCGCGAAGCAAUCGGCCAGGUGUGCUCCGAGUUUCCCAACACUUACUGGCAAGAACACGACCAAAAUGAGCAAGACCCGAAGGAGUUUCACGCGGCGCUCGCAGAGAAUGGAUGGCUCGGCAUCGCCCUCCCGGAAUCCCUCGGCGGUUCCGGCCUCGGCAUCUCCGAGGCGACCAUGAUGAUGCAGACUAUCAGCGAGUCCGGUGCGGGCAUGGCUGGCGCACAAUCCAUCCACGCCAACGUCUAUGCGACGCAGCCCCUGGCCAAGUUCGGCACGAGGGAGCAACUCGAGGGCACGAUACCCAAGAUCAUCUCCGGUGAGUGGCGGACGUGUUUCGGCGUUACUGAGCCCAACUCUGGACUUGAUACCCUACGCCUCGCGACAAUGGCCAAGAAGCAGUCUGACGGGUCGUAUGUUGUCACCGGACAGAAAAUUUGGAUCACUUGCGCCCAAGUCGCUUCCAAGAUGAUCCUUCUCGCGCGCACAAAGGCAUACGAAGACUGCAGCAAACCGAGCGAAGGCCUGUCGCUCUUUUGCAUCGACCUCGACAAGUCGCAGCCGGGCCUCGACAUGCGCAAGAUCAAGAAGAUGGGCGGACGCGCCGUCGACGCCAACGAGGUGUUCUUUGACAGCUACCACAUACCUGCUACUUCUCUCAUUGGCCAGGAGGGCCAAGGCUUCAAGAUUAUCCUCCACGGCAUGAAUGCCGAGCGGUGCCUCUUGGCCGGCGAGGCUCUGGGUCUAGGCUACGCCGCCAUUGCUAAGGCAUCCGCGUACGCGCGGGAUCGCGUUGUGUUCAACAGGCCCAUUGGCCAGAACCAGUCGAUCGCGCACCCGUUGGCGGAUGCGUACAUGAAGCUGGAGGCGGCCAAGUUGGCGACCUACCACGCCGCGAGGUUGUACGAUGCCAGCCGGGACGACCCAUGCAUCCGCCAGGACCAGGUUGGCGUCGCGGCCAACAGCGCUAAAUAUGUGGCGGCGGAGGCGGCGUUCACAGCCUGCGAGCGUGCGGUGCUCACACACGGUGGUAUGGGUUAUGCUGCCGAGUACGAUGUCGAAAGAUAUCUCCGUGAAAUCUUUGUUCCCAGGAUCGCGCCCGUCUCUCGUGAGAUGAUCUUAUCUUACAUCAGCGAGAAAGUCCUCCAACUGCCGCGGAGCUACUAG